Prorocentrum cordatum is the source of this 3004-nucleotide messenger RNA. The record is from the annotation of a GenBank genome assembly. NCBI's taxonomy places the organism in Eukaryota, Dinophyceae, Prorocentrales, Prorocentraceae.
UGGCCCGAGCGUGGCCACAGCCCCUUGGCGCGCGGCACGCCACCGACCCACGGCCCGGAGACCCUGGGACGCCUGCCUGCCAUGGGCCCCAGCAGCUUCCCGCGAGGGGCCCCGGCGGCCACCUGCUCGUACGAGCCCGUGUGCGGUGCCGACGGGUACCCCGCCCUGAGCGGGUCCCCGCCGCGGCGCUCGCUGCCCGACGGGCCGGCGACGAGGGCGAGGUGCCAGGGCCGCACCGCCGCGGCCGCCUCCGCCGUGCUGCUUGCGGCCGGCUGCGCCGCAGGUGCGGCGCGGGCGCUAGCGGGCCAGCUCGGACCCAGCGCGGCGCAGUCCCAGCAGCUGAGGAGGGGCAUCGUGAUGGCGGCGUUCGACUGCACCGACUUCCCUUCCGAGGACUGGUCCGGCAACAAGAAGAAGUGGUGCUGUGAAGUGGAGAAGGUCUGCGCUGACUCUCGGCCCGCGGCAGAAAACGCUGCAACGACAAAGGAUACCACGGCCCCAGCGGCAGCCCCGGCGGCGCCAGCUGCGCUCACGGCCGCUGAGCCUGCCGCGGCGGCUGCGGCGGCAGCAGCGGCCAAACCGGCUGACCCAGAGCCAGCAGCUGCUGCGGCAGCAGCAGGUGUUAUUGCGGCCGAGCCAGCUGCCGCGGAGCCGGCCGCCGCGACUCCUGCUGCGGCGCCCGCUGCGCCUGCGGCCGCUGUGCCUGCCGCACCGCUGCGGCGGAAGCAGCGGCCACCGAUGCCAAGCCGGCUGCCGCGGAGGCGGCCGCUGCGGCCCCUGCUGCGGUGCAGCCGUGUAGCACGGCCGUGACCCAGGCCGAGGCGCCGUGCGACGACGCUCCGUCGGCUCCAGUAGGCCUCUGCGCGGAGAACGGGUGUGGCGAGCCCAGACCCGGGCAGGGGUGCCACUGCCACCCGGGGUGCACAGACGGCGGCACUUGCUGCUCUGAUUACGACUCGUGGUGCAUCGCGGCGGGGCAUGCGGGCGAGAGCGCCGCUGCGCCGGUAGCGGAGGGCAGCAAUGGAACUGAAGGUGCGCCUCCUGCUGCUGCCGACGAGAACGCUACGGCGGGAGACGGAGCGACCACAUCUCGACCACGGGCCCCCUCCAGGAGAGGCUGAGCCUCGUGCCCGAGAUCACGGGCAAGGCUCCCCCGAGGCCCGCGCCUCCCCCGACGGUGCCGGUGCCCGGCAAGUCGCCCAGGCCGGCUUCCUGUCCCGAGGAGGACAUCAGACACGGAGCUGCCGAAGCUGUAUUGCUUCGCCAUUGCGCAGGCGGAGGUCACCGACCUCCCCAACGCGUUCGACGAGCUGGCUCUCCUGAGGAAGCAGUUCCGCCUCUGCGGUGGCGUCUUCGGGUGCACUCACUACGCCGUCUUCAGCGACCGCGAGCUCGAGGUCGGCCCGAAGGCGUCCAGCUGGACGCUGCCCUCCGUGACGUCGGCACUGGGCGGGGGCAGCGCCAUGACCGCCACAUGGGUGAACACGGAGGUGUUCAAGGGAGCCUGGCAGGCUAUCAUCGACGAGGGGUCGUACCUCGAAGACGACUUCGUCGUGAAGGCUGACCCCGACGCGGUGCUGGUCCCGACGGCACUGCAGAGCAUCCUGCACCACAAGGGCUACGCGGCCGACCAGCCCACCCUGUUCCGAAACUGCCCCGGCGGCCCCCGGGGCCUGGAGCUCUUCGGCUCGCUGGAGGUCGUCUCCAGGACCGCCGUGGCCACCUACGCAGCGGCGGGCGCCCAGUGCCAGGAGAAGGUGGAGGACGCCGCGCUCAUGGGCGAGGACAUGUGGCUCCAGGAGUGCCUGGAGGCCAUCGGCGUCCAGAGCGUCAUGGACGUCGACCUUCUGCACGACGCGUACUGCAGCCAAGACGCCCUCGUGGCCGACAUGUGCACCGACGGCAAGGCCGCCUACCACCCGUUCAAGGUCGCGGACGAGUGGGCGCGGUGCUUCGGCAUCGCGGCGACGCCGGAGGAGGACAGGCCGAAGCCCCGCAGCGAGGAGGACAUCGCCAAGGACCUGGCUAAGCAGGAGCAGGAGCAGGCGAAGAUCAUAGCGGAGCAGCAGGCGGCCAUCGCGGAGCAGGAGGCCGAGCGUGCAAAGGUCAUCGCGGAGCAGCAGGAAGCCAUCAAGAAGCAGGAGGAGCAGGCGGCCAGGGAGGAGGCCGAGAGGAAGGCCAGCGCGGCCAAGGCCAGCGCGGGGCAGCGGGCGCGGUAGUGGCCGGCACCGUCUUGCGGACUGUGCGGCGGGGAGUUUUUCACCGCCCGUCGGUGGCGCCGCAGGCGGCGGGGGGGGGCCGUCGACGGGGCCGCCGGCGGCGGCACUCAGCGAGCGCUGCGGGUCGUCUCUUGGCCGACUGCUCCAUCUUGGCGCGCCCUUGCGGAAUCGUGUGGCCGGCGCCUGUUUUCCUGGACUCUGUCCGCUCUCCGCUGCACGCGUGUCUCUCGCAUUCCCCCUGCGCAGAUUUUGUUUUCAACCAGUGGGGGAAGUCCUGCGGGGCGGGCGCAACGGUCUGCUUCGGAGCGGCCUGGGGGCGAGCACCGAGUGCUCCGCGGCCGCGCUUCCCCCGCUGUGGAUCGCGAGAACACGGGCAUGCCGAUCAUCAAUGCCAGUUGCAGUUGCAGACUCGUUUCUUGCUGUCAGGUCUGGAAGUCCUCACCCGGCACCUCUCGGGAUGCUCAAAGUUUACGCAAGCACACGCGUGUCUUGCAAGGCACGAUCCGAGCGAGGCAAGGGCUAGCAAGGCAUCGUCCUGACAGCACAUGCGGAAGGCCGCGAACUCGAGAAACGAGCAUCACACCGUUCUCGCUUUUGCGCACCUGCUUUCUGAGCGUGCAGAUAAGUGAACGGUGUGUAUCUCGAAGAAAGAAGAUCUGCAUAAACAUAAACUUCGAGCCAUGUUUACGUAGUUGUUUGCUCCCAUGGCAUCGUCUCACCACAUUAUCGGCUCCCUGAGGAUUUGUUGUAAACCUGUGGCCGCUAGAUCGCUGGGCGAGGAGGAG